Molecule: messenger RNA, 738 nt
Organism: Clonostachys rhizophaga
Lineage: Eukaryota; Fungi; Ascomycota; Sordariomycetes; Hypocreales; Bionectriaceae
Source: the annotation of a GenBank genome assembly
AUGAGCCUCCCCAAACAACCCGAAGCCAUUACCGACAAUACCGCCAAGCUGUCUUCCCCAAUCCUCCUCCAGCGCACCGUCACCUUUGACGCGGGCAACGACCCCCCGCGGAACGGAAGCGCCUAUCUCAACAUGUCCGAUCGAAACACCGGGGCUCGAAGGAGGAGAUCUAGCAGCAUCCUCCAGGUCUAUCAUGAACCCCCCGAGACCCUCGAGCAGAUCAGCGAUCAGGCAUCUCUGCCGAACUUGAACGCAAACUGGACUAAUGCCAAAGUCGUCCGCUUCAAGGCCAAAGUGGCUGACAUUCAUACUCUCUGCCUGCGUUGUGUAGGAGCAUGGACGAUUCACCUUGUCCUUAUAGCUGGCCUUAAAAUCUUCUACGACGUCAUCCCCGGUGUCUCGCAGGAGACCUCAUGGACGCUGACCAACAUCACGUAUAUGUUUGGCUCAUACAUCAUGUUCCAUCACGUUCGCGGAGUUCCCUUCGAUUUCAACAGUGGUGCCUUCGACAAUCUCAACAUGUGGGAGCAGAUCGACAACGGAGCUCAAUACACCCCGACCAAGAAGUUCCUGCUCAGUGUGCCGAUCAUGUUGUUUCUACUGAGCACGCACUAUACCCACUACGAUUUGGCAUACUUCUCUAUCAAUUUUCUUGCAGUACUUGGGGUCGUUAUCCCUAAACUUCCUUUUAGUCAUCGGAUGCGCUUCGGGCUUUUCUCAGGAGUUCCCGAAGAAUAG